Messenger RNA from Acipenser ruthenus (sterlet), 2767 nucleotides. RefSeq names its product probable N-acetyltransferase 16. The transcript is spliced from 5 exons. Gene Ontology annotation, molecular function: acyltransferase activity, transferring groups other than amino-acyl groups. The record is from RefSeq and is a predicted model, not a curated record. Lineage: Eukaryota; Metazoa; Chordata; Actinopteri; Acipenseriformes; Acipenseridae. Bases 835 to 1839 code for a protein of 334 amino acids.
UGCGUCAGAGUGCCCCCCACACACACACACACGCACACACUACACGCACACACACAAUCUUUCCACACGAUUGCAGAUUAUCAGAAAGUUCAAAGAUGCUUUCUCAGUUUGAGUAAAACAGCUCGUAUCAAGUACCUGCAAAGCUUUACUUCAAAUUAAUAUUUAUGUGUUUAUGGCCAUUGAGAUGUGCGGUGUGCCAGCGCCAUCUAGCGCACCGCUAGUGUAUUACCAGAUAUACGAAACUGAAAAAAGACUUCUAGUGGAAACGAUAGUCAUUGAAUUUACACUGAAGACACUGAGAAAGACUUCCAGUGGAAACGUUUGCCAUUGAAUUUACACUGAAGACACUGAGAAAGACUUCCAGUGGAAACGUUAGCCAUUGAAUUCACACUGAAGACGCUGAGAAAGACUUCCAGUGGAAACGUUAGCCAUUGAAUUCACACUGAAGACACUGAGAAAGACUUCCAGUGGAAACGUCAGUCAUUGAACGGUCUUAUUUUACAGCAUUUCUAGAUUGUAAAGACGAGUUAGUGUUAGAUUAGCCGAGUGGAUGAUUGGCAACAUGUCCUAUAAUGAUAAGCUGGGUGGACACGUGUUUGCAAUUCUCUACAGUCUCCUUCUCUCAUCCAAAGUCCAUUCGGGGGCCGUGCAUUGGAGUGUACAAAACAGCGGGUUCCACUGGCCCGCUUUCUGAUCGUUUGUAUCCCGCAGCAGAGCACCCAGGGCCGGGGGUCCUCGUUCAAAAUAAUAAACGAUAGUUUCCAAAAGCGUCUGAAACCAGGAAGCAGAACAGGCGGCCGCCUAAGCAGCAAAUUGAAGACCCCGAAGGCAGCGAUGUCCGACACGACCGCGACUCGGGCAGACUCGGAGAUCGAAUUCUGCCUGGCGAGGGAAGAGGAUUACGAUGACGUCAUGGCCAUCUCCCACGGGAUCUACAGCGGCAUGGACUACUUGCCCGCGCGGUACCACCUGUGGAUGAAAGAGCCGCACCGAUUGGUGUUCCUGGGAAAGAGGCGGGGCAGAGUGAUCGCGCUGGAAUCCACGAUCCUCGUAGACGGAGGCGAGACCGUGAUCGUGGAGGGUCUGCGUGUGGCGCCGGAGGAGCGCGGCCGGGGCGUGGCCGGACUGAUCCAGAGCCACGUGGCCCAGUUCAUCAAGACCCACUACCCCCGGGUCCGAACCAAGAGGCUGACCCGCGGAGACAACCCGGGACCGCAAGCGCUCGCCAAGUUCAGGGUGCUGGCGACACGGGCGAUACUGACCCAGCACUGCGAGGCCGCCUCUGUGGGCCGAUUCAUCGACGAGCUGGGAGUCAGAGUGAGGCUGGAGGGGGCGGGGCAGCACCCCCCGGCCCCUCCCCCCGUGACGCUUCAGAGGGAGGAGUUGAGGUCGCUGCUGCUCUCGAACCCCGGAGCCGUCGAUAAGCUCCUCCCCGCCGGGACCAUCAUCCAGGACUGGCAACCCCUGCGCCCGACCCCGGCCAACCUGGACACGCUGGAGACGAGGCCUCUCUCCUGGGCAGCGGACCGGCGGGACGGCCCCGCGGCGCUCGUCCUGUGCACCGCCCCCUACCCCAUCCCGCAAGGGGGCGGCUCUCUGAGGCUCAACCUGGAUGUUUUCGGGAGGGACCUGCCGGCCGCGAGGCGGGUGCUGGUGUUUCAGAUGGAGCGGGUCCGAGGGGCGCUGGGGGGCGGCGCGGCGGUGAUCCUCAACGUGUACUCGGACCCGGCUCUGUGGGAGGGGCUGCGGGAGCUGUGCGAGGGGGCCGGGGGCGUGGCCGGGGGGGUGCGGAGGUACAGGGAGUACUGGGAGCAGCUGCUGCUGGAGACUGAUUUCUGAAAAGGGUGUGUGUGUGUGUGUGUGUGUGUCACUCUCUCUCACUGUGUGUGUGUGUGUGUGUCCGUCCAUCUCUUUGUGUGUGUGUGUCUCCGUCUUUGUGUGUGUCUCUCUCUCACUGUGUGUGCCCCUCUGUUUGUGUGUGUGUGCGUGUCUCCGUCUCUCUCUGUGUGUCUCGUGUGUGUGUGUGUGUGUCACUCUCUCUCAGUAUAUGUGUUUGUGUGUGUGUCACUCUCUCUCGCUGUGUGUGUGUGUCUCUCUCUCUCACUGUGUGUGCCCCUCUGUUUGUGUGUGUGUGUGCGUGUGCGUGUCUCUGUCUCUCUCUGUGUGUCUCGUGUGUGUGUGUGUGUCACUCUCUCUCAGUAUAUGUGUUUGUGUGUGUGUCACUCUCUCUCGCUGUGUGUGUGUGUCACUCUCUCUCUCACUGUGUGUGUGUCUCCGUCUCUCUCUCUCAGUGUGUCUCGUGUGAAAUGAACAGAACGCAUUUCCACUAGAAGCCUUCUUCAACGCCUUCAAUUACACACAAAGGGGCCGGUGGCCACAACACUAAUUGAUAGAUUUAUAAAGUGAUUGCUUGCUCUAUAGUAAAAGUAUUGCAAAAUAUCAUUUGCAUUUUCUUUCCCAUUCCUGUUAAUGUUCAAUGUGUUUGCUCUCAUUCAGAGUGAUGCGGGGUUCCGUUUCUUUAUCGAGUUCUAAAUUCGCAUUCUGGAACCCCCAUUGUUUUAAUACGAAUCUCUGGGUUUUAGAUCGAACCUCCACACAGAGCCCUCACAGAAUAUAACACGCUCUGACCACGCGGUGGCAGCAGAGAGCUGCAAUAAAAUGUGCUUCAUAACGUGAUUUAUUUUUCUGUUUUUCUGUUUUUUUUUGCUCUUCAAACUUAUCAAAUUAACGAUUAAAAUCAUUAUAAAAUAAAUAUGACUGUAUAUUC